This is a messenger RNA of Centropristis striata (black sea bass), 833 nucleotides long. RefSeq names its product zinc finger protein 239-like. The record is from RefSeq and is a predicted model, not a curated record. Gene Ontology annotation, biological process: central nervous system development; regulation of transcription by RNA polymerase II. Bases 122 to 829 code for a protein of 235 amino acids. NCBI's taxonomy places the organism in Eukaryota, Metazoa, Chordata, Actinopteri, Perciformes, Serranidae. Gene Ontology annotation, molecular function: RNA polymerase II cis-regulatory region sequence-specific DNA binding; DNA-binding transcription factor activity, RNA polymerase II-specific. Gene Ontology annotation, cellular component: nucleus. The transcript has 3 exons.
ACAAGGAGCAGAAGAGGAGAGUAAACCGCUGCUGGAUCCUGUUUCUGAGCCAACAUUUGCUCAUCUGUGUCACGAGACACUUCUGAUUUCAGGACGUCCAUCUGAAGGUAGAAGAAGAAGAAUGAGUCCUCCAAAAAAGAAACAGGGAGAAACCGCUAACCGCUGUCAGCCCUGUGACAAAUCUGUUACAACAGCUGGAGAUUUACAGGUUCAUCUCAAGGUUCACUCUGGAGCAAAACGGUACAGCUGUGAUGAAUGUGGGAGCGUUUUCACUCAGGCAUCGAGCCUGAGACGACAUCAACGCAUUCAUAGUGGAGAGAAACUGUACAUCUGCGAUCAAUGUGGGAGCUCUUUCACCACAGCACAGAACCUGAAAUACCAUCAACGCAUCCACACUGGAGAGAAACCUUACAAGUGUGACCAGUGUGGAGAAACCUUUUCAAUCAGGUAUUACCUUAAUACCCAUCGACGUGUUCACACUGGAGAGAAACCCUACAGCUGUGACCAAUGUAAGAAAACCUUUGUUACCAAAACUAAACUGGAAUGCCACAGACGUGUUCACACUGGAGAGAAACCGUACUGGUGUGAACAAUGUGGGAAAUUGUUUUCUCGGAGUCAUCACCUUAAUGUCCACCGACGUGUUCACACUGGAGAGAAACCGUACUGGUGUGAACAGUGUGGGAAAACAUUUUCAAGAAGUUGUCACCUUAAAGUUCACCAACGUGUUCACAAUGGAGAGAAACCGUACUGGUGUGAACAAUGUGGGAAAAGGUUUUCUAGCAAUGGUGGCCUCAAAUCUCACCAACGCCUUCACACAAAGUCUUGUUAAUCAU